This is a messenger RNA of Sclerotinia trifoliorum, 2130 nucleotides long. NCBI's taxonomy places the organism in Eukaryota, Fungi, Ascomycota, Leotiomycetes, Helotiales, Sclerotiniaceae. The record is from the annotation of a GenBank genome assembly.
GAGUUAAAAUUCCCAACACAUGGAGUGAGCAGACAGCACAGCCUUGACAAUAUCCGUGAAUGCUGAGCUGUUCGAUCCUCCUUCCAUAUUCUGUUGGGAAAUCCUAGAAAGUCUCCUCCAUGGUCUCUCAGAUGAACAUUCAAAUUCUUCUCUCGAUACCUCCAUUCGAUCCCCCAGUUCCACCAUGAUUAACAAUUCAUGGCCUGAAUAUGUAUUCAUACGAAUUUGUAUUUUUGCUCUCCAGAGUAUACCCCUUGUUAGCUUAGCAUAUUGUUUUAGUCUUGCUUUUACUUCUUUCUUUACGGAUUAUUAUCAUCUUUAUAGAGUUCGUCGCGGAUUAGAAGUUGUGUUUUUGACAGAAUCUAUCUUCUUCCUCUUUUGCUUCCUCCCUUAUCGCAUUUGGCUUCAGCGCGAAGCUGUACAUCCACCAGCACCGUCGCGAGAAGAGAGAGCGGCAUUAUUUCAGAAGUGUUCGGAUAAUAUUACGGAUCCGGAGGCGUAUUUGCAGAAAUGGUUCCUAGGCGCGGAUAUUAGAGAGAUUCGGAGGGAGAAUGUCAAGGAGUUUUUUCUUUGGGCUUUUUUUAAUCGGGAUGGUCCCCCUGGGGAUGAUGAUGAGGAGUUGGAGGAAUAUAUUGCGAUUUUGGAGAGGCAGAUGGGGAGGGAAAUUCCAAAUGGGAGGGGUAAUGCUAGGUGUUUGAGGUUGACUUUGGAUGAGGUUGUUAUGUCGCAUAGGAGCUUGAUUUGGUAUUGUGUGAGUGUGAUUCUCUGACUUCUUAUGUCGAUAGAAGAUUCUAAUGUUAUUUUUACAGUGUGUCGGAUUCGUUGACUUCCUAACGUUUUGUUCCCUCCGCUACCAUGGUUUCAACUUUUACCGCACGAAUCUCAAACAAUCUAUUAGCAUCAUUCCUAUUCGUCCGCACAGUUUAUUUACUACGCAUCAUUCACCUGCUCAGCAUAUAUCUUAUUGGCACCGACCACAUACUUCAAAAACCAAACUUCCAGUUGUUUUCAUUCAUGGAAUCGGCAUCGGUCUCUAUCCUUAUACCAAAUUCCUCAACGAACUCAAUGCUUCGACUGGCACACCCGAUGAUCACAUUGGUAUUCUUGCCCUCGAGAUAAUGAAUAUUAGUUUUCGCCUCACACAUUCUGCUCUCUCUCGUGAAGAGACCGCUCUCGAGAUCUUCCAAAUAAUAAGCCAACAUUUUGGCCCAAAUCAAAAGUUCGUCCUAGUUUCCCACUCGUAUGGCACAGUGGUGACAACUCACCUCCUGCAAUCACCUAUUCUAUCCCCGCACAUUGGACCAAUUGUUCUCAUCGAUCCUGUCUCUAUUUGUCUACAUUUACCUUCUGUCGCAUUUAAUUUUACCCGUCGAAUUCCACGAGAUGCAAAUGAAUACCAAUUAUACUAUUUUGCAAGUAUGGAUCCAGGAGUCAGUCAUACGUUGAGUAGAAAGUUUUUCUGGAAUGAGAAUGUGUUGUGGAAAGAUGAUUUUGAGGGAAGAAAAAUCACAGCAAGUUUAGCGGGGAGAGAUUUGAUUGUGGAUACCGAGGCUGUGGGGAGAUAUUUGUGCUGUGGGACGCUAUCUGGGAAAUCGACUCCUAGUUUGAGGAAUGUCAAUGGAAAUGCGAAUGGGAUUGUAAAGAACGCUUCAAAUCUGAGCACUGCGCUAUUGAUUGAGAUCGAUGAGUCGGAAGUCACAGGAGAGGAAAGAACUGCGGGUGUAAAUGUAAUGGGUUCGGAGAAUGAUCAAGAAGGAAUUCAUGAUGAUGGAUUAGAUAUGGUAGAUGAUGAGGAGUGGAAGUAUCGCGAGUGGAAGGGAGUAGGGACGGAGGUUUUAUGGUUUGGAACGUUGGAUCAUGCGCAGGUUUUUGACAAGAUGGGGACGAGGAUGAGAAUUAUUGAUGUUGUGAGGAGGUAUUGUGAGGAUGGUUAGAGAUUUGUAUUGGGAGAGGGAUAUUUUGAAUUCGAGAGUUUUGAGGAAUAGAUUGGAGGAAGAUUGGAGGAAGAUUGGAGGAAGAUUGGACGCCGACAGACUUAGAUAGAGUUUGAACGAUUAGAUAGACACUGAAAGAAAAGACUUAGAUAGAAUGAAUCUAUAAAAUGGUAGCAUUAAGUUGGAACUGUGGUUG